Messenger RNA from Lytechinus variegatus (green sea urchin), 5134 nucleotides. It is a transcript of the gene eftud2, whose product is annotated as 116 kDa U5 small nuclear ribonucleoprotein component-like. The transcript has 26 exons. The record is from RefSeq and is a predicted model, not a curated record. Bases 134 to 3061 code for a protein of 975 amino acids. Gene Ontology annotation, biological process: mRNA splicing, via spliceosome. Gene Ontology annotation, cellular component: cytosol; U4/U6 x U5 tri-snRNP complex; U2-type catalytic step 2 spliceosome. Lineage: Eukaryota; Metazoa; Echinodermata; Echinoidea; Temnopleuroida; Toxopneustidae. Gene Ontology annotation, molecular function: translation elongation factor activity; GTP binding; GTPase activity.
UUAGACUACAUGUAUUGUCUUCGCCACACGUUUUCGUAUGCUGGCGUUCCGUCAACGAAAAGCGGCAGAUUCUUGUCUGGAUAAACACCAUUAAAAACAGUAAUAAGGUAAUUGAGCUCACCAGCAAGAAACCAUGGAUGCGGAUCUGUAUGAUGAGUUUGGGAACUACAUCGGUCCAGAACUCGAUAGUGAUUCAGACGAUGAGAGGGAUUCUAGGGGUGAUGCCAUGGGAGAUUUUGAUAUGGGGGACGACGAUGAGGGCAUGGACGACAUCGAUGAUCACGACGAUGAAGAUGCCAGUCAGGCUGUUGUCCUCCAUGAGGAUAAGAAAUAUUAUCCAACAGCAGAAGAGAUCUACGGGCCUGAUGUAGAGACUAUUACCCAUGAAGAAGAUGCUCAACCCCUUACUGAGCCAGUUAUUGCUCCUGUCAAACAGAAGAAAUUCACUCUCACUGAACAGGAAUUGCCUGCCACUGCUUAUGAUAUGGAGUAUCUUGCGGACAUGAUGGACAAUCCCAAUCUCAUCCGAAAUGUGACCCUGGCAGGACACUUGCAUCAUGGGAAGACCACUUUUGUUGACUGUCUUCUUGAGCAAACGCAUCCAGAUCUGAGAACAAAGGAAGAUAGACAUCUGAAGUACACAGACACUCUCUUCACAGAACAUGAGCGAGGAGUGAGUAUCAAAGCUCAGCCUGUCACACUGGUGUUACCUGACUGUAAAGGGAAACAUUUUCUCAUCAAUGUCAUGGACACACCAGGUCAUGUAAAUUUCUCAGACGAGGCAACGUCAGCUUUCAGGAUUUCAGAUGGUGUGGUGAUCUUUGUUGAUGCUGCCGAAGGUGUGAUGCUGAACACGGAGAGGAUGAUCAAACAUGCAGUCCAGGAGAAGCUGGCUAUAACCAUCUGCAUCAAUAAGAUUGAUAGAUUGGUACUGGAGCUGAAACUCCCUCCAACGGAUGCGUACUACAAGCUGAGGCAUAUUGUGGAUGAGAUUAAUGGGUUGUUAAGUGUCUACAGUGAUGAGGCUGACCAGAAGGUUGUGUCUCCUCUUCUGGGUAAUGUUUGUUUUGCAAGCUCCCAGUACAGCGUUUGCUUCACCCUCUCAUCGUUUGCCAAGAUCUACACCGACACCUACGGGGACAUCGAUUACCAACAGUUUGCUAAGAGGUUGUGGGGGGACGUCUACUUCAGCCAGAAAACGAGAAAGUUCACCAGGAAGCCUCCAGUUAGUACGUCCCAGAGGAGUUUUGUAGAGUUCAUCUUGGAACCAAUGUACAAGCUCUUUGCACAGGUUGUAGGAGACGUUGAUUCCACUCUACCCGGUGUGCUGGAUGAGUUGGGUAUUCAUCUAACUAAGGAAGAGAUGAAGCUUAACAUCAGACCGCUCCUUAAACUCAUCUGCAGAAAAUUCUUUGGAGAAUUCACGGGUUUUGUUGAGAUGUGUGUGAACCAUAUCCCGUCACCAGCAGACAAUGCCAAGAACAAGGUUGAACACUGCUACACCGGGCCAGUCGAUUCAGAUCUCGGUGAUGCUAUGAUUGAUUGUGAUUCAGAGGCCCCCUUGAUGCUCCACACUACGAAGAUGUACAGCACAGAGGAUGGAGUGAGCUUUCAUGCGUUUGGGCGGGUGAUGAGCGGGACCAUCCACGCCAAUCAAGAGGUCCGGGUCUUGGGAGAGAACUAUACCCUUGAGGAUGAAGAAGAUUCUAGGAUCACUAUGGUUGGAAGGCUGUGGAUCUCAGAAGCAAGGUAUAAGAUUGAAGUAAAUCGGGUACCAGCAGGCAACUGGGUGUUGAUUGAAGGAGUGGAUGAACCCAUCGUCAAAACUUCUACUAUUACCGAAAGCAGAGGACUAGAUGAGGUGUACAUUUUCCGACCUCUGAAGUUCAAUACGACAUCGGUCAUCAAGAUAGCCUGUGAACCGGUCAAUCCAUCGGAGUUACCCAAGAUGUUAGAUGGUCUGAGGAAGGUCAACAAAAGCUACCCACUCAUCACAACAAAGGUAGAAGAAUCAGGAGAGCAUGUAAUUCUUGGUACAGGAGAGCUCUACCUAUAUUGUGUUAUGCAUGAUCUCAGGAAAAUGUACUCAGAAAUUGAUAUCAAAGUUGCUGACCCUGUCGUGUCUUUCUGCGAGACCGUUGUGGAGACAUCAUCUCUCAAAUGCUUUGCUGAAACCCCCAACAAGAAGAACAAGCUUACCAUGAUUGCUGAACCACUAGAGAAGAACCUUGCUGAAGACAUCGAGAAUGAAGUCGUUCAAAUCUCAUGGAAUAGGAAACGGCUUGGAGAGUUUUUCCAGACCAAAUAUGACUGGGAUCUGUUGGCUGCUAGGUCCAUAUGGGCCUUUGGACCUGAUGCUACUGGACCAAACAUCCUUGUAGAUGACACACUGCCAUCGGAGGUGGACAAAGAUCUGCUGACUUCAGUCAAGGAUAGUAUAGUACAAGGAUUCCAGUGGGGUACCAGGGAAGGUCCUCUAUGUGAUGAACCAAUCCGUAACGUCAAGUUUAAGAUCCUUGAUGGUGUGAUAGCCAAUGAGCCUAUCCAUAGAGGUGGUGGUCAGGUGAUCCCGACUGCCAGGAGAGUCGCAUACUCAGCCUUCCUCAUGGCCACUCCAAGAUUAAUGGAACCAUAUAACUUUGUUGAGGUCCAGGCGCCAGCUGACUGUGUUUCUGCUGUAUACACCGUUCUCGCAAGGAGGAGAGGCCACGUUACCCAGGAUGCACCAGUGCCAGGGUCACCGUUAUAUACCAUCAAGGCUUUCAUCCCAGCCAUUGAUUCGUUUGGCUUUGAGACCGAUCUCAGGACCCAUACUCAAGGACAAGCUUUCUGUCUCUCUGUUUUCCACCAUUGGCAGAUUGUUCCUGGUGAUCCAUUGGAUAAAGGUAUCAUCAUCAGACCCCUAGAACCUCAACCUGCCACUCAUCUAGCUAGAGAGUUCAUGAUCAAGACAAGAAGACGAAAGGGUCUAAGUGAGGACGUUAGUAUCAACAAGUUCUUUGACGAUCCUAUGUUGCUGGAACUCGCCCGUCAAGAUGUGAUGCUCAACUACCCCAUGUAGAGACACCUGAAUAAUGAUAUCUUUAUUUUGUAUUUAUUGUUGUUUCCAUGGUAAUUUAAUACCCCUUGAGAGUCAACCUUUGAGUCUGUCUGCAAAGCUCUGAUUGUGACCCACCAUGCGCUGAAAUUAUAGUUACCCUCUCUGAAUCAGAGGAGUAAUUCCCUUCUGAAGGCUUCCCAUUGGUAAUCUGCAUCCUAGGGACCUGUUUCAUAAAACUUUUUUUUAAUGACAAGUUAUAAGCUACUGAAAUCAUGACAUUUGAUAGGCUUAAAACAACUUUGCCCUAUAUCUUUUCAGAUAUCAAUUGUUAUUGAAAGGGGUUUUAUGAAACUGCCUGUAUUCAUCUUCCAAGGAAAUUUAUCAAAAUCAUCCAAGAUAAACUACUUUUUCACUCUCCCUUUGAGAUUUGAAGUAUUUAUAUCCGGGCCCCAUCUUACAGAGAGUUACCAUUUAUCCAAUCAAUCUUAGUUGUAUGGAAAUCCAUCCAUACUGCAAUUUUUUUCUACAAGAAAUUUGCACAAUCUCCUUAGUAAGCAAAGAGAAUCACACUAAAUCUUCAAGUGAACGAUGAAUGUAUGAAUAUAUACAUAUCUAGAGAAUGUUUUGAAGAAUUUUGCAUUUAAGAUGUUGACGUUGCUGGCCAUCCACAGUUGUGGUUGAUUGGAUCAAUGGUAACUCUUGGUAAGACAGGGCCUUGCCUCCCCUUUCUGUGUUAAGGUGUGAUGUUCUCACAUUACCAUGGCUCAAGGAGUUCAUGAGUCGGAAUAAUUGAGAAAAAUGGAGGGGGCAUACAUUGAAAAGGAUCAAUUACUUUGCAGGUUUACCUCUGUGUUCAAAAGGUGUGAUUGAACGUCAUUAAUUAAUCUUCCGCCUCUUAUACAGAUUAUGGAAAAGGGCUUAAAAGGAUGAGUUCGGUAAAGAUAAAAACAUAUGUGAUUUUUUUUAAGAUCCGGGGGGGGGGCACUCUCAGACCUAGGUGCUACCCAAGCAUCUCCACUUAGUUCAAAAGUAGAUUGUAAUAUCAAGUUUGAUACACAAAGUAAUGUGUAAUAUGACAUUCCACAUUUUGUUAUGUUACAUGCACACAAAAUGUGUUCUCAUAUGAAAUCUCAGAAAAUGUUUUCCACCUUGUGCAUCAAAGACUGUACUUAAUCAACUUGAUCCCUGGAACUUCCAUGUCAAAUAUUUCAAACAUUCUAACUUAAAGAAAGAAGAUAACAAUAUUCCUCCUUUGUUCAAUACAUCAGCAGGGGAGCGUUUCAUGAAAAGACUUUAUCCGACAAGUACCCUUUUAUCCGACAGUUACCAUAGCAACUGUGCUUCUCAGCCAAUCAAAAGCAAGGAAAGAUGUCAGAUCUGACAACUUGUUGGACAAAAUUUUUGAUGAAAUGGUCCCCAGAACUCUCUAACUGAAGGGUUUUGAGCUUAAUAAUUUGUUAGGAAUGUUUCUUCACACAUUAAAUAAUUUUAUGUGAAAUGUAAUUUCCAUUCAGUUAAUUGGAAAAUGGAAUUGGUAUGUUCUAGUGUUAUGUAUCUACAUGUAUCUACACAUACAUGUACAAAGUUUUUAUACAGUUAUGCUAGAGCGCAUUUUAUGGGAUGAAAUUUUGGAUGCUAUUAUGUAUUUUCAUUUUUGGAAUUAAAAAAAAAAAAACCUGUGACUUUGAACUGUGUAAAUUUUGCAUUUAAUAUUUGUCCACUCAUGCAUGACUUGAGGGAAAAAGAAUACCUUAGAAUUAAGGAAAAAUUUUAUGAUGAACUUCCAUUUUCCAGCAUACUGUCAAAUACCAAACUCCAUUAGAUACCAUAAUAUUGGUUUAAUUCUAGAGCAAUAUUUAUAUUUCAGAGCAUACUUCAAUACAUUUCCAUAUCAGAUUUAUUUGAGUGUUCAUGACCAGUCAUUGAAAUUAUGUUGGUACUGGGUAAUAUAAUGAAGUCAUAACUACAUCUUUUUUUUUGGGGGGGGGGGCGGGGGUCUUUAAUCAUGAUACAUGUAUAAUGUGCAAAUGUACAUGUUAAACCAUGUUGAGCUUACUCUGAAUUGAUGUAAAUAAAUAUUUUGAUUCUUUUGAA